This is a messenger RNA of Molossus molossus (Pallas's mastiff bat), 942 nucleotides long. RefSeq names its product olfactory receptor 6C76-like. Gene Ontology annotation, molecular function: G protein-coupled receptor activity; olfactory receptor activity. The transcript has a single exon. Gene Ontology annotation, cellular component: membrane. NCBI's taxonomy places the organism in Eukaryota, Metazoa, Chordata, Mammalia, Chiroptera, Molossidae. The coding region runs from base 1 to 942 and encodes 313 amino acids. The record is from RefSeq and is a predicted model, not a curated record. Gene Ontology annotation, biological process: G protein-coupled receptor signaling pathway.
AUGAAAAAUCAAACAUCUGCGAAAGAGUUCAUUCUUCUGGGAUUAACAGAUGAUCCAGAGCUAAAUGUUUUGAUUUUUCUAUUUCUUUUUUUCACGUAUAUACUGAGUAUAACUGGAAACAUGACAAUUAUCAGCCUUACUUUGAUAGAUCCGCACCUCAAAACCCCCAUGUAUUUUUUCCUAAGGAAUUUCUCUUUUCUAGAAAUCUUAUUUACAACAGUUUGUAUUCCUAGAUUUCUGGUCAGCAUUCUAACAGGGGAUAUGACCAUUUCCUAUAAUUCUUGCAUGGCCCAGGUAUUUUUCCUCAUUCUCCUUGGUGCAACAGAAUUUUUCCUUUUGACUGUUAUGUCCUAUGAUCGGUAUGUGGCUAUCUGUAAGCCACUGCAUUACACAGUAAUAAUGAAUAGCAGAAUCUGCAACCAGCUUGUAAUUAGCUCUUGGCUAGCUGGAUUUCUCAUUAUCUUUCCACCUGUUAUCAUGGGACUUCAACUGGAUUUCUGUGACUCCAACAUUAUUGACCACUUCACCUGUGACUCUUCUCCUAUGCUAUUGAUCUCCUGCACAGACACAGCAUUCCUAGAGCUCAUAGCAUUUUUUCUGGCACUAUUUACGCUCAUGUUAACCUUAAUAUUAGUGAUUCUUUCCUAUGUUUUCAUCCUUAAAACAGUUCUGAGAAUUCCCUCUGCUGAGCAAAGAAAAAAGGCUUUUUCCACUUGCUCCUCACACAUGAUUGUUGUCUCUAUUUCUUAUGGAAGUUGCAUUUUCAUGUAUGUCAAAACUUCAGCAAAAGACGGAGUGGCUUUGACCAAGGGUAUAGCAGUGCUCAACACCUCUGUUGCUCCAAUGCUAAAUCCAUUUAUUUACUCCUUAAGAAACCAGCAGGUAAAGCAGUCCUUUAAGAACAUGGUCAGAAAAUGCCUCUCAAAUAAAUUUUCUUCAUAA